Microthlaspi erraticum is the source of this 1743-nucleotide messenger RNA. The record is from the annotation of a GenBank genome assembly. NCBI's taxonomy places the organism in Eukaryota, Viridiplantae, Streptophyta, Magnoliopsida, Brassicales, Brassicaceae.
AUGGGCUGCGUUUGCUGCAAAUCCUCCACCGGAGACAAACGGAAUCCCGAUGAAGCUUCUCCGAAAGGAAAGGCGGAGGAUUUGCCUUCUUCCACCACCACCACAACAACCAACACCGCCGUAUCUGUACCGGAAAUCGAUGACGGAGAGAGGAAGAAGAAGGAUUUGGGUUCGAUUCAGAUUCAAAACGCGAGAACGUGGCACACUGGCGACUUCAACGCUGGCUCUUCUCGCCGGCCGUUGGGGAUGAGCCUCCGUGUCCCUGACGGAUGGCCACCGUGGCUGAUUUCUGCUUGCGGCGACUCGAUCAAAGACUUAACUCCUCGCCGAGCCACCACUUACGAGAAGCUCGAGAAGAUUGGGCAAGGAACAUACAGUAAUGUGUACAAGGCGAAAGAUCUAUUAACAGGAAAAAUCGUAGCUUUGAAGAAAGUUAGAUUUGACAAUUUGGAAGCAGAGAGUGUUAAGUUCAUGGCCAGAGAGAUUCUUGUCCUGCGACGAUUAAACCAUCCUAAUGUGAUUAAGCUCGAAGGCUUAGUUACUUCGAGGGUUUCUUGUAGUCUCUACCUUGUCUUUGAGUACAUGGAGCAUGAUCUCUCUGGCCUUGCUGCUACUCAAGGUGUCAAGUUCGAUCUUUCUCAGGUGAAAUGCUUCAUGAAGCAGCUAUUAUCUGGUUUAGAGCAUUGUCAUAGUAGAGGAGUGUUACAUAGAGAUAUCAAAGGCUCUAAUCUACUGAUAGACAACGAUGGAAUACUAAAGAUUGCUGAUUUCGGUUUGGCUACCUUUUACGAUCCAAAGCAAAAGCAGUCGAUGACUAGCCGUGUGGUCACGCUCUGGUACCGUCCUCCUGAGCUUCUUCUUGGAGCUAACAACUAUGGAACUGGUGUUGAUCUUUGGAGUGCCGGUUGUAUUAUGGCUGAGCUUCUUGCUGGCAAGCCCGUUAUGCCAGGACGAACCGAGGUUGAACAACUUCAUAAGAUAUUUAAGUUAUGUGGCUCACCAUCAGAUUUGUACUGGAAGAAGUAUAAGUUGCCAAACGCGACUCUGUUUAAGCCGCAGCAUCCGUAUAAGCGUUGUGUGGCUGAAGCUUUCAAUGGUUUCACUCCAUCCUCUGUGCAACUAGUGGAGACACUUCUCGCUAUAGACCCUGAUGAUCGAGGAACUUCUACCUCUGCCUUGAGUAGUGAAUUCUUUACUACUGAACCGUUAGCUUGUGAUCCAUCAAGUUUACCAAAGUAUCCACCUUCCAAAGAGCUGAAUGUAAAGCUUAGAGAUGAAGAGGCAAGAAGGCAAAAGGGUCUUCCUGGAAAAGCUAGUGGUGUUGAAGGAGCUAGAAGAAUAAGGUAUCGUGGGGAUCGCACUGGUCGAGCUAUUCCAGCUCCAGAAGCUAAUGCUGAGAUUCAAUCAAACUUAGAUAGAUGGAAAGUGGCACCUCAGCAAACGCAGGGAAGAAGCAAGAGUGAGAAGUUCCCGCCUCCUCACCAGGACGGUGCGCUUGGAAACCAUCCAGUGGAAGAUGUGUCAAAGAAAGGAUCAGUGUUUGGUGCAAAGGCUGAGACUUCUUUCGGGUUAUCGAGAUCUUUCAAAGCAGGGGAAGGGACAUCUAUGAGAAAGAUUUCAAGGAAAGAUGGGUCUUCUUCAUCAAGAAAGUACAUAUGGGGACUUAAACCUCCUACAGCGCUUGGUCUAUCAAUGGACUUGCUUUUCAAGAGCAGAUCAGAAGUUUCUGGGGUCCGGAGAUAG